UUUCACUCUUCUUUUUUAAGAGGACUAGACAAGGUUAAUCGGUAUACUGCAGGCAGGAGAAGGCAAGGAUUCCUACCUGAUCCUGUUGCUAUUGCUUGAGAAGUACCCUGCCUUACAGCCAACUUGCUCUUUUGUCCCGUGAGAUGGCUGACUGCUCCUGUGACAGAAGAAGGAAAAUCUGGGUUACCAAGGAUCUAUGUGAAAACACAGACGAAGUAGAAAAAUUUAUGAAUCAUCCAGCUCCAGCAAACAGUCGUUAUAAACCUACUUGCUAUGAGCAUGCUGCUAACUGUUACACUCAUGCGUUUCUUAUUUUCCCAGCCAUUGUUGGUAGUGCCCUCCUUCAUCGACUGUCUGAGGAUCAGUGGGAAAAGAUAACAGCAUGGAUAUAUGGAGUUGGUCUAUGUGCACUUUUCAUCGUUUCAACAGUAUUUCAUAUCAUUUCUUGGAAGAAGAGUCAUCUAAGGACAAUGGAGCACUGUUUCCAUAUGUGUGACCGAAUGAUGAUCUAUAUCUUCAUUGCAGCAUCAUAUGCACCUUGGUUAAAUCUUCGGGAACUUGGGCCUCUGGCAUCUCAUAUGCGUUGGUUUAUCUGGCUAAUGGCUGCUGGGGGAGCAUUUUAUGUAUUUCACUACCAUGAAAAGUAUAAAAUCGUGGAGCUCUUCUUCUAUUUAGCAAUGGGAUUUUCUCCUGCUCUAGUUGUAACUUCCAUGAACAACACAGAAGGACUUCAAGAACUUGCCUGGGGAGGCGUAAUUUAUUGUAUGGGAGUGAUCUUCUUCAAGAGUGAUGGAAUAAUUCCAUUUGCCCAUGCCAUCUGGCAUCUGUUUGUUGCCACAGCAGCUGCCGUUCAUUAUUACGCUAUUUGGAAGUAUCUUUACAGAAGUCCUGGAGAUAUCAUCCUUCAGCUAUGAUAUGAAACACGGAGAUAGAGACAUUUGCAACAACAAUUUGCCUUUGACUCAGUAUUACUUGGGGAAAAGAAAUUAUCCAGGAAACCUGGGGAGGGGGAUUGUAGAGGGAAAAAUGCACUGACUUUGACCAUGUUCACCUUUACUGUGAACUUAAGUGACAAAAAUCUUUCCUAGAAUUACAGUUUGCAUAGCACGUGCUGGAGCACUUCGUUCUCCAAGCACUGUCCUUGGAGAGCCCCAGUUGAAAUAAAUAGGACUUGGGCAAGAACAUGGCACUCCCGUUCAUUUCAGGGCGGCUUGCACAGAAGCCUAUCCUUUUCAUGUUGCAUCCACCGUGAAGACGUGGAGACUACAUCUAACCAGUGAACUUUAGGUGGGGCAUUUAAGUCCAUUUAAGCCCAGGUUGGGAUUGUGGUUCAAACCAACAUGCUGCAUUAUGAAAUAUCCAUUCCACAUUAACAAGCUACAAUGAUGUGAAAAAUGGGUGGUGGUAUGUUUACAAAUUCUUUUUUAAUGUCUGUUGUAAGUUUAACUUCUGCAUCUUUAAACAAUGUAAACUUACAAAUUGUAGAAGUUUAUGUGAUAGCAAAACCACAUUUUUACAACUGCUUCUAUCACUUUUCACAAAUAAUUUCAUUAAAUACAAAUCAUGAACCGAUAGGGUAUAGCUCUUCCCUCCCAAAUCUAAUAAACCAAUGUGACUUUUAUAAAGUGUUUUUUUUAAUAAAUUAAAGACAUACCUUUUUUCUUUUUGCAAAAACCAAAAAACAAACCUAGCUACAUUCCAUGUAUUGGUACAUAAUAUCUCUACCAGGGUUUUCAUUUAAAAAGAUAAUGUGAUUGAUAAAAAUUUCUAAAACUGGCUUUGCCAAAGUAAAAGCCUGAAAAGCUUCCACCCUCUGUGGUAAACUGAAUUACCUGUGUGGAAUGUAUUUCAGAAUACAACUAAUGCUACCUAAUACAGUGCCAUUUCUAGAGUAAUUUGUAGGUAUCUGUGUGAAAGCAUUCUGAACGUUUUAGUUAGAAAUUGUGAGCAGCGGUUAACAGCUGUAACAUUUAAUGACUAAAGCAUCAGUUAUUUUGUAGAUUCAUAAGACAUUUGGUGCUCAAGCAGAGGUUAUAGUGCAACUUUAUGCCUGUUUACUCAGAAGUAAAUCUCAUGGUAUUAAUGAGGUUUACUCCCUAGUGAUAUUAAGACUGUGUCCUUACAGUAUUCAAGAUUACUAGUUAGGCCAAUUGCUCCCACUAGGGUACUUUUGCCAUUUCUGAAAACUUAAAGAGUUGCUGGUAAAUUUUUGAAUAUUAAUAGUGAGUGGUUCACUGUAACACCCAAACGGCCUUUAUGGAAGGGAAACUUAAAAUAUUUGUGAUGUCUCCUCCAUCUGGGACUUAAAGUUGCAAAACUGCAAGCGUAUGUGGUUCUUACCAUAGUAGUUGGGAUAAUAACAGUAGCAGUUUGGUUGAUGUGCUUAUUAAAUGACAAGGUGUUUGGAUCUUCGUUGUGAUGAUCAUUGUCAAGUUACUGUAUACGUCCCACUGUACUAUGAAUGUCUUAUAUUAAGAUUGAAUUUAUGCUUUUUGUAACUUGCUCUUUUUCAUGUAAGUAUUUAAAAAAAACUAAAAU
Molecule: messenger RNA, 2538 nt
Organism: Pseudonaja textilis
Lineage: Eukaryota; Metazoa; Chordata; Lepidosauria; Squamata; Elapidae
Gene: MMD
Product: monocyte to macrophage differentiation associated
Cellular component (GO): membrane
Molecular function (GO): pore-forming activity
Source: RefSeq, a predicted model, not a curated record